Messenger RNA from Entrophospora candida, 342 nucleotides. The record is from the annotation of a GenBank genome assembly. NCBI's taxonomy places the organism in Eukaryota, Fungi, Glomeromycota, Glomeromycetes, Entrophosporales, Entrophosporaceae.
AUGCACCCCACAAAUCGUUCAUUAACUACAUUCACAAAUGGAUUAGCAAUUGAAUUUUAUCAAAAAUCAGCAGAUGAUGAUGUUAAUAAUGAAUCUUUAAUGGCUUCAAGUGGUGAAGAUAAAUUAUUGAAAGAAUGGGAUAAUGAUCAAUAUGAAAAAAUUGAUAAAAUUCCAGAUUUAUAUCCAAUUGGUCAACUGCAAAAGGAAGAAGAAAAUGAAGAAGUUGAAAACGAUGAAGAAUCACAAAAUAACGAUAAUGCCGUUAAUAAAUCAUUGAUAUCAAAAACUCAAGAAAAAAAAGCCAAAAGAAAUGUUGAGAAAAAGAUAAUCAAACUGAAAUAA